AUGGACAACGGCGGCGCGAACGCGUGGUACAAGGACGCGAUGCAGCUCACGUCCGUGCCGCUCGCGCCGUCCGUGCGAUCGAAACUCCAACGCGCCGGGUUCGUGUCCGUGCGGGACGUGAAGAAGACGCGCGGUCCCGUCGAGCUCGCGCUGGAGGCGGGCCUGACGAACGAAGAGGCGAGCGAGGUCAUGAAAGUCGUCCGCUUCGGCGUCGACGGCACCGCGCUCGCGGGCGCCAAGUCCGCGAGCGAGCUCCUGCGCGAGGAGACCGGGAAGCUCCCCAUCUACACCUUCUCCUCGGAGCUCGACGCGCUCCUCGGCGGCGGCGUCGCUGCGGGCGAGAUCACCGAACUCUGCGGGUGCCCGGGCAUCGGCAAGACGCAGAUGUGCGUCCAGCUGUGCGCCAGCGUGCAGAUCCCGCACGCGUUCGGCGGGUACGACGGCGAGGCGGUGUACGUAGACACGGAGGGGUCGUUCAUGGCGGAGCGCGCCGAGGAAAUCGCGGAGGCGACGGCGCGCCACCUCCGGUCGGUGUCGAACGCGUCGCCGGAGGACGCGGGGAUGUCCGACGCGAUCGCGUCGUUCACGGCGGAGCGGAUGCUCGAGCGCGUGCACUUGUUUCGGUGCCACGAGGUCACGGAGCUGCUCGCGGUGUUGGAGGCUCUGCCGGCGUACGUGAAGAAACACCGCGUGCGACUCGUCGUCGUCGACUCCGUCGCGUUUCACUUCCGACAGGACUUCAGGGACAUGGCGCUUCGCACGACGAUCCUCGCGAAGAUGACGCAGCGUCUGCAGCAGCUCGCGAGCGAGAACGCGCUCGCGGUGGUGACCGUGAACCAGGUGACGGUGAAGCCGGACCCCAGGGGCGGCGGCGCGAGGCUGGUGCCGGCGUUGGGGGAAUCGUACGCGCACGCGUGCACGACGCGGAUCAUCCUCUCGUGGGAGGACGACACGCGGACGGCGUACUUGUAUAAGAGUCCGAGGCUGCCGCAGGGGAGGGCGCGGUAUACGGUCACCGAGGGGGGUAUACGGGACGUGCGAGGGACGAAGCGGCCCGCCGAGUGA
Micromonas pusilla CCMP1545 is the source of this 1065-nucleotide messenger RNA. It is a transcript of the gene RAD51C, whose product is annotated as Rad51 DNA recombinase 3. NCBI's taxonomy places the organism in Eukaryota, Viridiplantae, Chlorophyta, Mamiellophyceae, Mamiellales, Mamiellaceae. The transcript is spliced from 3 exons. The record is from RefSeq and is a predicted model, not a curated record. The coding region runs from base 1 to 1065 and encodes 354 amino acids. Gene Ontology annotation, biological process: DNA repair; meiotic DNA recombinase assembly; reciprocal meiotic recombination. Gene Ontology annotation, molecular function: four-way junction DNA binding; ATP-dependent DNA damage sensor activity; ATP binding. Gene Ontology annotation, cellular component: Rad51B-Rad51C-Rad51D-XRCC2 complex; Rad51C-XRCC3 complex; replication fork.